AUGGGGUUCGUACAAUCUAAAUCCGAUCCCUCUCUAUUCACCAAAGGAUGUGAUGGUAAAUUUAUAGUCGUUCUUGUUUACGUUGACGACAUUCUGGUUGCUAGUCCGGAUAUAAACCUAAUCCGGGAGCUCAAACACUAUCUUGAUGAUGCUUUUAAAAUCAAAGACCUAGGUGAACUAGGUUACUUUCUAGGGAUUGAGGCAAGAAGAGAUGAAACUGGUUUGAAUUUAUGCCAGAUGAAAUAUGCUCUGGACAUCUUGGCUGAGGCAGGUUUCCUUGAGUGCAAGCCGGCUUCUACUCCAAUGGUACCCGGUCAACUCUUAAGCCCUAAGGAUGGCGAGUUACUCUCUGACUUUUGCUCUUUUAGAAGACUUGUUGGGCAAUUGUUAUAUCUGACAUCAACGAGGCCAGACAUCGCUUAUGCCGGAAAAUCAGCCAAUUUGUCGACGCUUCCAUCGACAAGAAUAUGA
This is a messenger RNA of Ipomoea nil (Japanese morning glory), 471 nucleotides long. RefSeq lists its product as uncharacterized. The record is from RefSeq and is a predicted model, not a curated record. Lineage: Eukaryota; Viridiplantae; Streptophyta; Magnoliopsida; Solanales; Convolvulaceae. The transcript has a single exon. Bases 1 to 471 code for a protein of 156 amino acids.